Messenger RNA from Dreissena polymorpha, 1333 nucleotides. RefSeq names its product protocadherin Fat 2-like. The record is from RefSeq and is a predicted model, not a curated record. The coding region runs from base 1 to 774 and encodes 257 amino acids. Gene Ontology annotation, cellular component: membrane; catenin complex. The transcript is spliced from 5 exons. Gene Ontology annotation, biological process: homophilic cell-cell adhesion. Gene Ontology annotation, molecular function: calcium ion binding; cadherin binding. Lineage: Eukaryota; Metazoa; Mollusca; Bivalvia; Myida; Dreissenidae.
AUGAAAGGAUUUAUCGGAAUACUCGCCUUGGCUUACUUGUUCCACUAUGCAGACGCUCAGAUCACUGCAUGGACGAUAACAACGGGCACUGUAGCUGGAACAAAUGGUGCAAUUGUUUCUGGAUCAGUCACCGCCGCGAUCUCGGAAACAAUCGCUGCCGGAGGAACGCUUUUCACUGCAGCCGCAACGGGAGUCGCAACGACCGGUUCUCCAUACGCCAUUACCACCGGUAACACCGGUGAUGUGAUGGCGAUCAGUUCAACCGGUGUAGUCACAUUGGCUACCGGAAAGAGCCUCGACUUUGAAACCACGCCUAAAUAUACCUUAACAAUAACAGCAUUGGCUUCGAGUGGGGGUACAACAGGGACAUUGACUCUUACCGUCAACAUCAAAAACGUCCUCGAGUUCGGACAGAACCAGUAUGGUGUAUGUAUGUCUGACGGAGCGACCGCAGACACGACUGUCGGGACCUACACCGUUUCGGACAAAACAUCUGGUACAACGCUUACCUACGACAUAGAUUCUGGAGACACAAACGAUGAUUUUACGAUCUCUUCCGCCGGCGUGCUUAAAGUAGCAACGGGAAAGACGUUGGCUCAGAAAACCACUGGUGGCUACGAACUGACGCUGUCGGUGACGGAAUCCGGAUCAGUCGCAGGCGAUGGAUUUACCACAGUCUGGAUUGCCGUGGGCACAUGCGGGAGCUCUGCAGUGCACGUGGCGGCGACUAUGGGGGUCACUUUGCUUGCACUGGUCGCUUCCGUUUUCGCAUAGAGAGGGGCAUUUGGAGAUGAACGCAGACAGUCGUUGUAUGGCUGUAGUGUUGGCAUUCGCAAACAUUGUAAACAAAAUAUAUAAGACACGCACGUGCUAGUUUAUUGAAGUAAAAGUGCGUUAUAUAAUAACGAAAAACAAUUUUAACUUGCUUUUUAACAAAUAUAAUAACUUGAGUAAACUACAUCUAUGUGUUUUGACUAUCACUGCAUUUGUGUUUAUUUUAGAAAUCGGCACAUUAACUGUUACACUUCUUUCGAUUUCAAGGCAAAUAUAUUGGGCGAUGUUAAUACUAUAUUUUGUUUUAUGGACAUGUAAUGGCGUUGUCGCGUUGAUUCCACUCGAUAUGUUCUCUUAUGUUGUUUGUAUUUGCAUAUUUUCGUUUGUAUGUUAAUGUCAUUAACACCUGUCAUACCUUUAUUCGGUAAGGGGUGCCAGUAUGAAUGUCUUCAGGGAUGUGAAAUUUGGCUGCCUCUCACCUUCUAAACUUUGCCUUUUGUCUUGUUCUCGAGUUAUAUAGUGUAUAUGUGAAAACCAAUAAAAACCUGUGUUGUGUGCA